AUGGUGUCGAGUUUGCGCCAGCGGUCGGUAUGGUGGAUGAUGCGCGCUGGAAGCAGAAUGUUGGGAUUGGAACAAGCUUGUGGAGCUGGCGGCUUUCUCGGUGAGGCCAAGCAAUUGUUCACGCGCAAAAGUGAUGACGGCGACGAACCAACAUCCUCAAAAGCCAUGCGCCGUGCGACACUGCUUUACGAUGGGCUCUGGCGCUGCCUGUGCCCUGCAUUCGAUGAACAUGCAUUGCCCAGGGCUCUCAAUGCUUCAUUAUUCGUAGCACCUACCCGGCCGUCCCCGAACCGCAACCGAUCCAUUCCCAGGGCCAGUCUCAUUCAACGCCGCCGGCAUGGAACCAGCGCAGUUGAUACCACAGACUCUUCCGCCGGGGUUGCGUCGCUCGACUCCUUCUUCAAGAUGGCGGAGAAGAAACUCAGUCCCAUCCAAGCGAAGAAGGACCCGCAUCAACUUCUCGGGCGACGGACGCCGACACUCGAAACAAUCCCUUCGGAGGAGAUCGUCAAAGCACUCGAGGUCCUACGAAAUGGGAACUACGACAUGAUGCCUGAUCCGCAUGCGCGAAUAGUCCAGUUCGUCAAGUUUCUCAUUGUGGAACGACAGUAUCCUCCAGAUGCCUUCAUCUACGAGUGCAUGAUGGAUGCGAUGACGGACCCUCAGGGCUCGGCCAUGGGAGUGCGCAAUUUGUUGCGCGACAUGGACGCUCAGGGUAUAAUGCCCACGGCAGCCAUCUGCUACAGCGCACUGGAAGCUCUGACUGUGCACCCCGACUACAUUCUGCGCCAGGAGGUCGUCGACAUCAUGAUCAAGUACUGGCACGAAAUCACCAUGUCAGCGAAGCAGAACAUUGCGAUCGGGAUGCUUCGGGAUGGCCAACAUGAGCUAGCGCUUGCCAAGCUCACUGAAUUGCAUGAAAGCGGUGAACAGAUCAAUCUCUGGGUCUACGAUAUCUUCAUUGUGGAGUUUGGCGGGAUGGGCUUCCUGGAUGAGAUGCUGCAGCUGCUGCGUCAGCGGAAAUACGCCAAGGGUACUGAUGACGCUUUCCGCACAUUGCUCCUUCAUGCUCUCGACCUUUUUAGCCAAGCAUAUCAUGAAGCUGGUACGAAAUUUGUAUGGAACUAUGUAGUGGCUCAGCCACUCUUGAACCCAUCCAAUGCAAUCAUUGAAAACGUCUUGGCCACGGCAGCGAGACAUGCCGAUACGACGCUGGCCUCGGAAGCCCUGGGUAUUCUCUCCAGCCGAGGCAGGGUGCCUGACCACCAAUACGAGGCUCUCAUGGAUGCGUUUGCGGCCGCAGAGGACAUGCCAGGCGCACUUGGUGUCCUGGCCAUCAUGGAGCGAAACGGUGCCAGUGUCCAGCGCGGCACGACCAGGGGGAUAUACCAAACAAUGAAAAACAACCCCUGGCUGAUCAAUGAGGCCAGGACUACCCUGGGAGAGAUGCGUAAGAACGACGUGAUUCCCUUGGAAGCUCUCGGAGUCACAAUCGAGGCCAUGGCCCACGUCCGUGGGUCAGAAGCUGCCAUGCCAUUGUACCACGAGACGUUUGCUCUCAGCGGUAAACGUCCGGGGUACGGAUUUUUGAAGGAGUUGAUCCUCAAUAGCACCAACCAAGAGACUCUAUGGGCGCUCGCGAAGGACUAUGGUGUCCUGGUGCCCAAGGACAGGCAGCUACAGGAGGAAGAUGUAAAGUUGUACGAUCGGAUGAUCCCUGCUUGUGCGCAAGCUGGAGAUUUUGAUCGAGCUUUUGAGUAUGCCGAGAGGGUGAUGGAGGCGGAGACGUCAGAGGUAGAGAAGUCCGAGGAAGAGAAGUCCGAGGAAGAGCACAAGACAGCAUGGCUGCUCCAUCCUUGGGUCCAACCUUUGGUUGAUCACGCCGUGGCAGCGAAGGAUGCUCGAGUGUGGCCAAUCGUGGACCGGAUGGCCAAGGCUACGGGUGACAAGGCCGAGAUGGUGCAGACGAUCCUUCAGCGGCACCGAAUGGACAGGCGAGCCGAGCUGUUGAAGGCCCAGAAAGACGGUCAAACGUUGUGA
This is a messenger RNA of Ilyonectria robusta, 2040 nucleotides long. RefSeq lists its product as uncharacterized. Gene Ontology annotation, molecular function: protein binding. The coding region runs from base 1 to 2040 and encodes 679 amino acids. Lineage: Eukaryota; Fungi; Ascomycota; Sordariomycetes; Hypocreales; Nectriaceae. The transcript has 2 exons. The record is from RefSeq and is a predicted model, not a curated record.